AUGAGCUCAUCGCCCGACAACGCCGCCGAGCAUACGACGCCCGUCUCCAACCUCACCUACUUGCAUAAGCAGCAGCGCAAGGGCACAAAGGUACAGGAUACACCACAAGCUCGUGGCCGCAACACGUCGAGAAAUGAGUUGGGAAGAAGAAAUAAAGCGGCCGGCAAGGUUACGCGCAUAUACCCUAGAGAGAUAACCAAGUCACCUUCGUCAGCAAAGCGUCUGUCAUCCACGUCUCCGCCUACAAACUACCAUGCCACUACGUCUCCAUUACUAUCGGCGAUCGGUGCCACUCGAAACACGGCCGCACAAUACACCAACGAGUGGGCCAAGUCAGUCCCCUUCUUUCCAAACUCGGGCUCACCGGGUAAUGGUGGCAUCGCUAUAGCCAGCUCUCCGCCUACCUUUCAUAACUCGCCUGGUGCACGAGACGGACUGUACGCACAACAGGCCAUGUCAAACUCACCUCCAGGUGCACGACCCUUGAGCCACCCCAACCAAUACACGAACUUUGGUGGACGCGUACAAAACUCGCCCGGCAGGGAUCGUAGAGCAUCUGUGUACUCUCAGCAAGGUGUUCGUCCACCCUCGCAACAAUUCAUGCCGAACCCGCCCCUGCCGCAUCAACCUCAAGCACACUACUAUGGCUUGCCAAACAUCGACUUUGGCCUCAACAACGGCCAGACCGAUGGCAUCCAGCCAGGAGAGGGAGGCUACUUCUGUGGCUUCGACACUUUGUCCAUGGCGGGAGACGAGGCGGCUCGGUCUACAGAGAACGUGCUGCUUGUUGGGUCACAAGGUGGGCUCGACGUCUUCCGCGUUGAAAAGAGCAAGAUGGAUAUUGUAGGUAGACUAGAAGGCCUUCGGGGCGCUGUUAUAGGCGCCAAGAUCUUGCCUUGGACCUCGCGGCGCGAUCCCUUGGCUGCUUCCCGUCCACUGAUUGCGCUCAUCCUCCACGGUCCGGUCGUCAAAGACAGCAGAAGCUCCAGUGGAAGCGGCGCAUCCUCCGUGGCUGACGAUUCGGCCUCUGAGUCACCCAGCAGGCCGUCUUCACGGCAUGGCAAUCGAGAGGGGCAGAUCAGUGGCUACCAAACAACGGUCGAAAUUUACUCACUCAAGGAGAAGCGGAGAAUGGCUGUCCUGUAUCGAACUCCCCUGAUACCUCUCACGAGUCCUAUCGAUAGCCCCAUGUUUCAACCUCCCCUUCCAAUAGGUGACUUCGUUAUUGAUGCGAAGGGGAAGUUUGUCGUCGUCGCGUCUGGUGCAAGUGGGGAAGUCUUUGUAUUCGCCCCUUACCAAGAAGGUCAUUCCGAGUACUCUGAGCGAUUCCGCUGCAUCGGUAAACUCUGGACUUCUGUUCAAAACCGAGAACGGGCCGUGCAUUCAAGCGGUUCCAGUGCCGUUGACGGCAGCCAUGACGAGAUUCCUCCCGAGAAGUAUGGCUUGCCUGUGUUUUCCCUCUCAGAUCGUUGGCUUGCCGUUACUCCACCAGCUUCAAGUGCGCUCUAUCCUGUCAAUGGUGUAGCUCUGACUUCACCUUACUACGAGCGCGCCCCAGGACUUGCGCACCACAGUGUACCGCCUCAGCCGUCGCCCAACUGCGCUGUCGAUGUACCCAACGAAGCAGGCUUGAUCGAUAGACUUACCAGGGAGGGAACGCAGGUUGCAAUUAAGGGCGCACGCUGGGCCACCGAGAAGGGAAUGCAGGCUUUCAAGAGCUACAUGAACAAAGGCCAGCAAGGAGCCAACGUGCCGUAUGGUCAAGAUCCCAUGCAGCAUUACUUCCCACCGACUCAUGGCCACAAUCAGACCCAGCCAAGACAAGAAGCAUCUGUAAUCUCCGUCUACGACUUGCAAAGACUGGUAGACGCAGAAGAAACGAGGAACAAGAACGCACUUCACCCAGUCGCCACUAUACCCGCGGCUCUCGGCUGCAGCUUCAUGUCGUUCGCUCCCAGCGGUCUUAUGCUUAUGACCGUCAGCAAGAAGGGCGACUACCAAGAUGUCUGGGAUCUGAAGCGCAUGAACUUCCGUCGAGCUCGCAAGACGCUGAGGGAACAACCAACAGGACCUUAUGUACGACAAGUCGCUCGCUUCACCAGAAUGACUGUUGCGAAUGUUAUCGAUGUCAUUUGGUCUGCCCCUCGAGUCGACAAACUGGCAGUCAUUACCGACAAGGGGACGGUACACAUGUUCCCGAUGCCUGCGUCGGCCUUUCAAUGGCCGCCAGCUCGGCGAAUCCGUCCCGCUGCACCCUCAGCUCCGCCAAAGGAUGUUGCAUCGCCCACAGGCCCUGCUAGUGUGAUGAACUCAGCAAUGCAGGCUGUCAAUAGCGCUAAGCCUUGGUUCGAUGCUGUUCGCGCAAAGAACAGCACCGGCGGAACCCGAUUCAGUCUCAGUGGCUUGGGUGUAACCCCUGCCGCUGGCGCAAAGUCCGGAAAAGCCGUCGCUGCCAAUGUAGGCAAAUCCAUCAACAACAUCCGACAUGCGGGCGACAACAAGAUGACACUUCCGUCGUCACCCAGUGGUAUCAAGCCUUAUAGCGUACGUUGGCUUUCCGGUAGAGGCCGUGGCUCGAUCGCACUAGCAUCCGGCGGUGUACUUCAGAUCUGGCGGGUGCAGAUGAGAGCUGCGACAGGCAAGGGCAAAUCAUCACAUACUGCUUCUAUAACCAAGAAGAAGACUGUGGAGUUCGGACUUGCUCCCAUCCCGGAUACCGCACUGCCGCCCUCCAUUACGGAGCAACUGUUCCCGCAACCCGGUGACCCAGAGCCAACACUUGACUACUAUGGUGACUGGCUCCCUCGCGCCUUGCCUUCUCGAAAGCCUACGGUGCCAUCCCUCGCACCACUCAGCUUCUCCGAGAUUGAGACGAACCCUCCUUACCAGCCCUUCUACACUGACAAACGUGUCACACGUUUUGUCUACUCCAGACAAGCACCCGAGGUUCAAGAGAGUAGCAGCGAAUACCAGCCUACGUUACCGGCACUCAUCUCCGAUCUCCACCACGAAGAUAGCUCGUCAUGGCUCUUUGGUGAGAGCGUCGAGGCGACACGUAUCUCCACGCCAAUCACUCAGGCGUAUGACUCUGGAGAGGAUGAUAUCACAGGCGUUGCCGCCAGGAUCGAGAACAAGCUUGUUCUUCGAGACGGGGAAGAGGAGGUAGAGCAGGUCGUCGUUACUACGCGGCGUCGGCGCGUGAAGAAGGAAGGUAUCGACGGCGACGAGGAGGGUUUCUUCGAGGACGAUUGCGAGGUAUUGGAUUUUGCGGAGGACAGGGUGUGA
Messenger RNA from Alternaria rosae, 3285 nucleotides. RefSeq lists its product as uncharacterized. The transcript is spliced from 2 exons. The record is from RefSeq and is a predicted model, not a curated record. Gene Ontology annotation, biological process: response to starvation; autophagy. Lineage: Eukaryota; Fungi; Ascomycota; Dothideomycetes; Pleosporales; Pleosporaceae. Gene Ontology annotation, cellular component: cytoplasm. The coding region runs from base 1 to 3285 and encodes 1094 amino acids.